UUAGGCAACAGUCAGUAUUGUGAAAUGUACAUGUGCUGACCAACAUGAUCAAGGAGCUGGUCCAUUUUGGGGGCUUUCGGUCAAGAUUCCACACAGCGUCAGUUUAUGGUCCACAAGUUACCUUUCUGCUCUUCGGGAUGUGUUUUUUCAUGGCAUUAGUACCUGCUCAUAUUGCUCUUGUGAACUUGGAUACGGAUCCACCAAUGACAGACAAGGACCGGACUGCAUCUCACCUAUCUUCUCUAAAAGCUCUACUAUCAAAUAAAAAAUAUACAGUUCGUCUAGGUCUCCGUGUAACUCUUGUUGGUCCCAGAGAGCUUCUUGACCCGCAGUUACUUCUCGCUCUACAGAAAGAGGCAGGCCUCUUCAACAUGGGAGGAAAUGGAGGAGUAUUUUCCUUGCGCAUAGUAAGAAUGAAGAAGAAUCAGGAUUGUCCCCUGAAAGUUAACAGAAGAACAAUUUUUCCCCUUGAUAUGAAGACUUAAUUGUUUUCACCUCUGUAGCUUUGUGAUAAAACAGAUCAUAGCUACUUGUCCGUUGUGUAUGUAAUUUAUCAAAAUAUAACUUAAUUACCGUGAAAUAGCGGUGAUUUUCUUUGUUGAUUCCUAUUUAGACUGCCACGCCUAUCAUAUUGUGGCCAAUAGCAACACAUAGUCAGCCUUAAUCCCACCCUCUCAUAUAGCUUCCUUCUGUCAACCCUGAAAGUUUAUGUAUCCAAAGUAGGUGGUUACUGAGUGGGUGUCACGUAUUUAAGCGUAGUAGAGUAUUAGACUAAUUGAAAACAACUCAUCUCAAAAUCUAUUCUGACCUGUGCCCUUAACUGAGGCGUGCGAAGAGGCAAAUAAUGUCUUGUCGAGAUCCAAAUGAUACACUGCAACCCGAAGAAACUGAAUUCCAACAAUUAGUUCUUCAAAUUGGGGGUAAAGAAAGGAUAAACUUGGUAAGUGAUUCCUUUCAAACUAAUGACGAGGAUGGUGCUGGAAUAAUGCACGAGUUUGUCCAAGACAUGUUUUUUGGACAGCGAACUGGACACAACGUGAGCUAUGCCGAAAAGAACACGAACAGUCAGGAUCAUCCUUUAGGCAUUGCAAACGAAAAAAACGUUUUGUGCGAUACUGAUAUCAACAUUAAGACUUCGCCUCAAGAAAAUAAAACACCUCUGUCAACGACGCCAAAGGAUUUGGAACUGACUGGCAAGCCUGUGGGGGAGGAAAAAACAAACAAGCCACUCCGUGAGGACAUCGAAAAAAGCAUUAGAACAUCAAGUAUAAACAGUUGCGGCCUAAAGCGAACAAUAGACUCUCCUAUCAUAAUAUUUAUUUUCAGCCAAGAGUUUUUAAGUAUAAGUUCAAACGAAAUCUGCCUAAAAGAAAUUCUGAAGGACGUUAGGGCACGUACGAAACGUGUCAGUGUCCGCCCGGCCCUGAUCGGGUUAAUAAGAUCAGUCGUGGAGAGUGAAGAGACGCGUGAAUCUAUGGGAUUUCUUGAGGGCGCACUUCGUUCCGUGUUUCGGAAGCAUGCACCUGAAGCAAUCUGGGUCGGGAUCUUCAUUCCCAAAUCGGAGCAGAGGAUGAUGACCAUCAAGAAAAAUGCUUGCAGAGUUUUUCAUUCAUCUCAAACUUCAGAUAAUAGGCCUACUGGGAAUAGUGGCAACAGGAUUCACUGGCAAUUUCAAUGUUUGCCUUGGACUGGUAGAGGAAGACAUGGAGGUCCAGACAGCACCCCAAGUAACAGGCAACAAGGUGACGCAGGAAUUGCAGAGGAAGGAAUCCCACUGAAGACCAAUGUCCUUUCAAGUGGACCUUACACAGGCUGUGGGGGAGCAGGGAAGGACACUCUUCAGUCAUGAGAUCCUUUUCUGUUGACAGUACCCCCACUGUUAAACUAACACAAGUCAACCAUGGGCAUGAUUCUUUGGUUCUAGAUUGGGUCAGUUAGCUGACAUGUCAUGUGACAGACACCUUGGCUUGAAAGCAUAUGAUCCAGCACAUUUCCGUUGAUUAGUAAAGUCUAUAACAUAAGGAAGUUGAGAUGACAACUAACUCAUUAGUCAGACAAUAUACAUUGUUUAGUCUGGCACAUUCCUUUUGUAUGUAAUUUUUAAGAAACUCACUUUUCAAAAAGGAAACUAAGGGGAAUAUGUACUGUAUUAAGUUCUGUUGUUAAAAUAUUUUUGAAUACUGUUGUAACGUAAUCUAAAAGUUAUGUAAUACACACUUGUUUAAGGUAGCCUGAAUUAAUCAAAUGGUAACCUAAUUAGGAAGUUAUCAAAUCAUUAUUUUGAUGUAACACAACUUUGGUUCAGGAAGUGGAGAUUGUAAUAGUGAGCCGUUGUCCGGUACAUUAGUGGGUGUUGCACUUGAAUUGAAGUGUAAGAAUUCUGAAGACCUGACUGUGAAAUAUGUGUUUACCUUAGAAGAACAAGUCAAACAAUUGCACUAAUAGUAAAAAAAAAAAAAUCUAUACUUGUCUUUUUCAACCUUUAAGCAGUGUAUAAUGAUUUAAGAGAUUUACAUAUAUUACAGAAUACUACUUCAGUGUAAUUAUGAAAUAAACACAUUUUUUUA
Messenger RNA from Hypomesus transpacificus, 2567 nucleotides. RefSeq lists its product as uncharacterized. The transcript is spliced from 6 exons. Lineage: Eukaryota; Metazoa; Chordata; Actinopteri; Osmeriformes; Osmeridae. The record is from RefSeq and is a predicted model, not a curated record. The coding region runs from base 845 to 1849 and encodes 334 amino acids.